CACCAGUCACCGUCAGUCGUAUACGCACCGUCCGAAGCGAUCGCCAUGCAACACGGCGGCUGCUGUCGUCGAUACCGUCGUAGUAGUAGUAGCAGUAGCAGUUGUUGUUGUUGUUGUUGUGGUCGUCGUUAUUGUUAUUGUCGGUUAUCACCGAACGGUACGGCCGCCGACAGUGUCGAUAUCGUCGUGCUCGAUUCGCGUAUAGCUGUGCACAGCGGAAAAUCAACGAUGACGGGCCACCGACAACGACGCCGCCCCGGUUUCACCGCCGCUGCUACGACAACAACAACGGCACCGUCGUCGUCGUCGCGCCAAAUAAUAAUAUAAGAUUUAAUGGCGUAAUUGUUACAAUCGUAAUUCGUAAUACAUAAUCGUUCCGAACGUUGUCGCCGUCUGCCUUCAACGUCCCCCCGCCGUCGCCUUCCCGUCGUUUGUCGUCCGUUCGAUCCACAACGAAAUACAUUAUCGAAUAAUUAUUUUUACUCCAUUCGCAUAUUUUGUCGCGCCGCCGUCGUGAUAACAUUAUUAUUAUUAAUAUUUUAGACAGUGCGCGCCAUCGGUCACAUCGUGUUUGCCCGCCGUCGCCAUUGAUAAGUGCGCGAGGCGUAACUCGUAAUUGGUAUUUUUACGCGCUCGACGCACGCGGAACGUACUUAUCACAACGCACACGAGUUGUUGUUGUUGUUGUUUAUUAUUAUUAUUAUUAUUUUUUUUUUUUUAUACACCGUCGUCGUAAUAUUGUAUAUUUAUUAUCUAUAAUAAUAAUAUACUACACCUACACAAGGCGCUAAUCGUUCGGCCGCCCGUUAUAUUUUGUUUACAUUGCACCAAAGUAUGAUGGAUACGAAAAAAGAUUUUGAAUUUGAAGAACUUAUCAUAUGUGGCUGUUGCAAGCAGAAAUUUAAUGAAACAGAAUUUGUGCCAAAGGAACUUAGUUGUAAACAUUGUUUUUGUUUGCAAUGUGUUAAGACUACUAUGCUCAAAGGUUUGGAAGUGUAUUGCAUAAACUGUUGGAAGCGUACUGAAUUAGAUGAGCAAUCUCCAGAGACUCUGCGAACACAAAAGUCUAUUCUCAGUCUAAUUAGACAUCUUGCAAAUGUAAAAGUCAAUAAAUCUGUUGAUAAAGAACGAAAGGGAGAAAAUUGUCAUACACAUGGAAUGCCAUUUUCAUUUUGGUGUUACAAUUGCCAACAGUUGUUAUGUCGAGCGUGUGGAACUCAAUCUGAUCAUAUUGGACAUUCCAUAAAAUCAAAUAAUGAUGCACGUGACCAUCUAAUCAGUGAAGUUCAAGUUGAAACUAUAGCUAUUGCUAAACUGAUGAGUGAAAUUCAAAAUUUAUUUGGACACAAACGCCAAUUUCUCUUGAGGGUUCUAGAUGCCUGUAACACGCUAAAAACUCAAAUUGAACUAGAGUUAAAUAGUGGUUGGACUCAAAAUACAAAUGAUUUACUGCAGACCAAUGAAACUUUGAAUAGUAUAAAACCAACAAAUUUGCGUACAGAUGAUUUAUAUGAUUUACAAUUAUAUUUAAAUCGGCUAGAACAAGUGAAGCAGAAAGUACAAAAUAAAUACUCUGAACAAUUUGCACAUGGCCAAUUAGAAGAUAUCAUAUCUUCUACUAACUUGUUAGAUUUUGGUAUGAUCAAACAAUCGUUGUCUUCAUUACAGUCCAUGGCUUUAGAAUCAUAUAAGUCUGCAGAUUUAGCAAAUCCAAACACCCAUAUUUUUUUCUUGGCUAACUAUUGUACUGCACAGUUGUUUACAAGAUAUGUACUACCCAAACAUGUCACUCAACUUGUAAAUGGAUCAGAGUUUGCAAAAAAUUCUCCUGGAAAUUCGUCCACCACUCAAUAUACAACGUCUCUAUCCUCAAUAUCAUCAAAUGAACCAGUACUGAUAACGUCUCAAAACAGUCCACCACCAGCUAUUUUGAAUAAUGUACCUUCAAUUCGUAAUGUUAAUACUUAUCCUAUGUUUUACUUCAAUAUUGAAGUAAAUGGGACAUCAUUUGGUCGUUUAGUCAUUGAAACUCGUCCAGAUGUAGCGCCAAAAAUGUCAAAGAAUUUUGAAGUAUUAACUGUUGGUGAUACAAAUGGUUGUUCAUAUAAAGGCUGCUCAAUAUUUCAAUGUUGGGAUGGAGAAUCUGUGAUUACUGGUGAUUUUGAAUUAAACAAUGGUCGUGGUGGCAAAUCUAUAUAUGACGAAAGUUACUUCAUGCCCGAUGAUACUAAGUUUCCUGCAGUUCGAGGAGCUGUAGGAAUGCGCCGCACUCAAAAACGUCAUGAUAAUAUGGGUAUGGUUGGAUCACAAUUUCGUAUUAUUCUACAAGAGAUGCGUGGGUUCACAGCAAUCUUUGGACAUGUGGUAGAUGGUAUUGAUCUCGUUGAAAAAAUGGCCUCGUUUGGAGAUCAAACUGGCAAACCGUCCAAGACAUUUGUCAUAUCUAGUUGUGGUAAAGUUUAACAUAACCCUCUUUUUAAUGUUAAUUUAAACUAAAUAAUCGAUCGAGUAGUUUAUAGAAGCAAGUGAACGUUUAUGUGUAUUUUUGUAAUCCAUUAUCGGAGGUUUCGAUAAAUUUAUUUUGGAAUCCAAAACGUGUAUUAGUUUUAAAUAAUAACAAUAAUUAUAUCCCAUAUAUAUUAAAAUUUAUCAAAUAAUAUAAUGGCGGUUUUUAAAUUUAAGUUGCGCACAGUGAAUUAUUCAUGUUAUUAUUUUUCAAAUUGUGUACCAUAAUAUCUUAACUGUAUUUCUUUCCUGACAGAUAUGCAUAAGUUAUAUACCUGUUUAAAAUUUAAAGUUCAGAAUAAUAUAACAUUAUAUAGUGUUUGAAUACAAACAUUGGUUUUCAACUUCAAUUACAAUGUUAUUAUAUUUUACUGUAUAUAGAUCAAUUAAAGUUGGUCUAAUUAUUGUUAAAGUUGAGGUAAAAAAAAAUAAGUAUUUACAUUUAUAAUUUGAAGAAAAAAGACAAUUACACAAAUUUUUCGAUA
This is a messenger RNA of Myzus persicae (green peach aphid), 2990 nucleotides long. RefSeq lists its product as uncharacterized. The record is from RefSeq and is a predicted model, not a curated record. Gene Ontology annotation, biological process: protein peptidyl-prolyl isomerization. Bases 835 to 2463 code for a protein of 542 amino acids. Gene Ontology annotation, molecular function: peptidyl-prolyl cis-trans isomerase activity; zinc ion binding. The transcript is spliced from 4 exons. NCBI's taxonomy places the organism in Eukaryota, Metazoa, Arthropoda, Insecta, Hemiptera, Aphididae.